AUCCCCCAACGCCACUUGCUUGUCUUUUUUGGCGGGAUUGCCUUGGUCGAGACCUCUUGGUCGAGACCUUCCGAUCCAACGAUCCAACCAAGCAUGAUCUCGAGGCCGCUGCUGCCGCGUGCGGCGUUUUUGCGCGGGGGAAGGCAGCCCCUCGCGGUGCCCGCGGGUGGUCCCCUUUGCAGCCACCGGCCGAAGGAAGGGUGCCACCGGUUUUGUUGCUGCCCGGUGGGAAGCACCGCUGCUCGUUCCUCCUCGACGAGGUCCCCAGAAGCGGCCACCUGGGUGCCGCCGCCGCCCCGUGGGUUCCCUACGGGCCCCCCGCCGCAACCAGAACCUCCGCAACGAGCGGCUUCGCAAGCACCCGCGCCGGCGCUUGCGUGUUCCGGUCCCUCCCAAAGGAGCGGUGCCCCUCCCGGCGCCCUCGGGGAGUCCCUCCGCCGCCGCCGCCCCGASCGGGGRGUUUUCCCGGGGCCCGGCGGCUCGACCCUCGAUCUCCCCGGGGGACUCCGCCUCUCGUCGGUCCGGGACCUCCUGGCGCGCAACGGCUUCGAGGCCGUGGAGGUAAGCGAGCGGCCCCUCUACCUCUCCGAGGGGGUGGUGGCCAAAGCCGACCGAGCUGCUUCCUCCUCCCCCUGGAGGGGGGUCGCGGCCUUUCGACCCGAACGGCACGCCUCCGGUUCGAGGGAGCACCUCUUUGCCCGGCCCGCGAAGCACCUGCGGAAGCAGCGACCGCAUCCGGAAACGCCCCCCCUCCCGGCGUUUGUUGGGGAGGACAUGGCCCUCUACCGGUUCGCCGAGACCCACGCCGCGGCCUUUCUGGACCGGRGGCGGGCCGCCUGGACCAGGUGGGUAAGGGCCCGGGUCCUCCCGCCCCUGAAGAACCUGCGGGAGAAAGCCUCUUCGGCCCGUGUUUCUGCGACAAGGGUCCGCGAUACUUUCGGGGACGCCCUGGAGCGGUCCCUCCUGGAGCGCUUCCUGGAAGCGGUCCUCGGGGAUCGUUGCGAGAAAAGGGGCGGUGGCGASACCAAAGGCAAAGCCGGUAGCAGCAGAACAUCCAAGGAUGCGAUCAUCAAGGAUGCGAUCAUGAAGGAUGCGGGCCACGUCGAUGGCUUCGAUCGUUCGAGCUCCGUCGACAGCCAAAAGGAUUCUCCCCACGCCACGGAGAAGCCAAUCGACGAAACAACCGAAAGAAUCCUCGGCGGCAAGCCCAAAGAGGAGAGCGCCGAUGACGAGGACGAGGAGGACGGGGACGAGGACGAUGCACUCGAAGACCUCGUAGUGAUUGUCUCCGUGCCCCAAGGGAAAACCAAGCAAACCGGUGCUUUUUCCGCCGUGUCCCGAUCCGGUCCCGGCAGCAGCAGCAGCAGCAACCACCACCACCACCACAACAACAGCCACCACCAAACCAACAACAGCGACGACCCCGGCGACGAGCUCCUGGUCUCGGUCGCCCUGUACGGGGCCAUGACCCCUUCCACCCGCGUCCUGGCCACCAGAGGGUUCUCCCUCGGCCACUCGGCGGCCUCGACGCUCGUCUCGGUCUCCCUGGUGGUCUCGGGGGCCCUCCCGAUGGCCCACCGGAGCUAUGCCUUUUGCUCCGAGUACCCCUGGCUGGUCGACCCCUCCCUGGUUAGCGCCGCCCUGGUGGCGACCGUGGGCUACACGCUGUGGGCGGCCCGGUGGAGGGCCCGGACGGCCCGGGCCUCUUCGGUGGCGUCCGCCCUGUGCGCCCGGGUCUGCGCCCGGGAAAGGGCCGUUCUGCUGGCCCUGGAGGAGGGGGCGGGGGAGGCCGCCAAAACAGGCAAAGACCCACCCACCCAAACGAGCCAACUAGCUAGCUAGACACGACACCGCACCACGCCACCACUGCGUUCCGGUGUCUUCUGCCUUUGUUGCCAGCAUUGGAACCAAUACAGGUUUGAUUCCAAC
Pseudo-nitzschia multistriata is the source of this 1929-nucleotide messenger RNA. Lineage: Eukaryota; Bacillariophyta; Bacillariophyceae; Bacillariales; Bacillariaceae. The record is from the annotation of a GenBank genome assembly.